CCGCACACACAUGCAUACACCCCCGCCCAGGCGCGCUCUCUGUGUGGGUGUUGAAGGGGGAUAAAAGCGCGCGCCGCUACCGGACCAACCAGCGAGCAGCACCGAGACACGCGCGCGCAGAAAUGAGAGCUUCACUGAGUAUCAUCACUGUUCUCUGCCUGUGCAGUCUGAAAGUGUCAGCUUUAGAUACAUUCCCAGAAAAAUUUGUGGCAGGUCUGAAUGGCAGCAGCGUUACCCUGAGCUGUGACAAAGCUAUUAAAACACCCGUGACAUGGAACUUUGAAGAUGAGAUAGUCGAAUCUCAUGAAGAUAUGUUCGAGCUCGAGGGCAACACGCUGAGACUUCCGAAACUCGAAGUUGAUGUGAUUGGGAAUUUCACCUGCUGGAGCGAGGGACAGGAAGUGGACUACACCUACGUCCUGAUGGACAUGUCAGACACCAUAACCGACUCCCCUGUGUCCUGCACGGCUGAAAACUUUAACUGCACCUCCACAAUUUCCUGCACGAUGAAAGAGAAGGAGUACCAAUAUUUCAGGCUUCGGGAUGAAAGGAACGACGGCUGGUUGACUCCGUCCACAGAUGGCAGGUUCCUCCUGACGCACAAAUCCAACCCGUUUGCGGAGGAAGCCGAGCCUAUAGUGCUGAUAGGAGAAGCCGUGUCUAAUCUGAAGUACUACUUUAAAAUCCACUACAGCUUCUACAUCCGAGAUAUCAUACGGCCUGGAUGUCCUCGUGUCUCCGUGUUGAAGAAAAACAACCUGAGUGUGCUGGACGUGAACCCUCCUGACUCCUGGACUCUGCCUCUGAGCUUCUUCCCUCUGCAACAUGAAAUUGAGUUCCAGAAGAGAACUGAUGGAAAGAUAAUAUCUCAAUUGUACCCUGAACCCAACAACACGGACUCGUCAAUAGGAAGCAUCACCAUUCCGACCGGAACCAGUAAACUCCGAGCUCGCUGCAGAGACUCUCUACUGCUCUCACAGUGGAGUGAAUGGACUGUGUGGCAAAAUGUGGGUAAGAGAAGACCAAAAAAUGGCAAGAACCCAAAGAAAAAGGACAAGAAGAAAAAACGCAUUCACCACAAGAGCAGAUAAAAUCUGCAGUAUGAAGUUCUUCACUGAAUUGUUUCCACUCAUGACUCUGAGUUCUUUUUUUCUUCAUGUGUCUAAUAGAUUUACACUCUGUGUGUUUAAAUAAAA
Molecule: messenger RNA, 1196 nt
Organism: Ictalurus punctatus (channel catfish)
Lineage: Eukaryota; Metazoa; Chordata; Actinopteri; Siluriformes; Ictaluridae
Gene: il12b2
Product: interleukin-12 subunit beta
Exons: 8
Coding region: 123-1091 (322 amino acids)
Biological process (GO): cell surface receptor signaling pathway; positive thymic T cell selection
Cellular component (GO): external side of plasma membrane; alpha-beta T cell receptor complex
Molecular function (GO): protein binding; transmembrane signaling receptor activity
Source: RefSeq, a predicted model, not a curated record